GGUGCGUGGGGAGCGUCUGCGCCGUGCUGCGCUCGCUGCUGGGCGGACAGCGCUCGUUUCUCAUCAGUCAGCAAGGUUCCGAGAAGGACCUCGGUUUCACCACUGACAAAACUGGGAUCCAGAAUGGCAAGACGACCUCAGAGACCAGCGAGCCAGCAGCAAGCUGGGACCCGAGUGCACCCCUGAGCCCUUGCCCCUUCUGCUCCGCCUGUCGACUUUCCGCGUCUGGACAUCCAGCCAGCACCAGCACCCACCAAAGAGACCUGACCAUGCAUGUUCGUGUUCCCUGUAAUGUUAUUACAGCAAACAAGACCGAAACAACCACUUCCCUCAUUAGAGUCCUUCAGAAUCAGAGUCAGUUCUGACUGAGGUUCCAGAUGAUGCGGCAAGCCUUCCGCAUGGGGAGGUCCGUGACCAGGUCAGGGGACCCUCCCCCGGCCAUCAACACCGUCCCCCUCAGCCCGCUCCUACUGCCACCGUCGCCCGGCAGGUUGGAGGGGCAGGGCCCGGGGGACACUGGUGCAGAGAGGGCGAAGGAAGGUGGCGAUCCCAAAGGAGCAUGGAGGCGAACAGUGCUUUCAGAGUGUUUUGGAAAUCAAGGCAAUUGUACACGAGAAAACCAACAGCUGAUUCAGAGGAUGAAGUCCCACUGCCAUGGAAAAGGAAGCAUUUUAAAAGGAAGAAGAAGAGACCAUCAGAAGAAGUCUCUGAAAAACACUCUCCAGUGCAGGACUGUGAUGAGAUGAUCACGUUCCCCUGCUCCGUUUGCAAGCGUGAGGUUGGCCUGCCUGGCGUUUUCCUCCACAAAAAGCGGCACGUGGCUCUGAGCACACUGGGCCUGCAGUGGACCGGGGGGAGGAGACCCGGGCUCUCGGCGAUCGUAGACCAGAGACAGUCCGUCAUUACUAAGCUGCUGUCGUCUUUUGCGUUCAAUGAGAAAACCUUGCAGAGCAUUAAUAAUGCUUUUGAGCUACUGUGGAAGAGACAGGUACCAGCAUACUAUAGGAUUAUGGAGAACAUUUGCGAGAGUUCCAUACACCCUCAAAAAAUCAGUCACCUAUUAAUUAAAGGAGCAGCUAUUUGCAAUGACAGGAAUUCCACAUGGAGAGUUGACAUGAACGAUAAAUUCAUUGUUGUGAAUAAUUUUGGCAGUAAACCCAACGUGUGUUUUUUUGGUUUGUUUGAUGGACAUCACGGAGCCUCAGCGGCCGACUUGACCUCAACAGAACUCCCAGUUUUACUUCUCCAUCAACUUUCCAGACUUGAUCCUUCUUACCAAAUGACUCCUGAAGAGCAAACAGUAAUCAGUUCUUUUAACACAGUGUUUAGAGAGGACUAUAGAGCUAUAGAAGACUCCUUCUCUUCCAAAAAGAAGAGGACAAAAGGAAUGAAAAGCGUGUAUGAGAACACUCACAAAGCCUUCGCCAAAGCGUUUUGGAGAAUGGACAGGCUUUUACGUCUUGGAAGGAGGGAAGUGUCCAGGGUCCGAUGGAGUGGCUGUUCCGCAGUCACUUGCAUGCUGGAAAGCAAUGCUGAGAGUCCCGAAGCCAGGAAGUCUUGGGGAGGAAUCAGUGACCUUGGUGCUUUGGCAGAUAGGCGUCUUUUCUCGGGGAUGCCAACAAUCACCACUGGAGUGCUACAUGUUGCAAAUGCUGUGAAGUCUCGCUGCCUUGGUCUCCCUGGACUCUCAGUUCUGUCUCCUCAACACAGAUCAGAGGGUAACGUGCAAGCAGUCUUAUGCAGAAACGGGAAAGGCUUCUGCUUAACCAAAGAGCACAGCACCCGGAACCCGGACGAGAGGCGGCGGGUGCUCCGGCAGGGAGCGGCCAUCAGCGCCAACGCGCCGCACGGCCUCCUCCAGGGGCGAAGGCCCACCACGCGCGGGCUUGGCUUCCAUGGGGACCUCAAGCUGAAAAAAUCCAUCAUUCCAGCCCCUCAGACGAUUUCUGUGCCCAUAGACGACUUGUGCCAGUUCCUCAUCCUGGGCACGGAUGGGCUCUGGGACGUUCUGGACACAGAGGAGGUCACCGCACUCACCAUGUCCGCCUUCCAGGCGCACAGAGACACGCGGGGUCCCGCCGCGGGGAACGAACCGUCACCGCCCAGGGGGUCUCUGCUCCGCCCCGUCGGUGAACGAACCACAUCGAAAUCGGAGCCUAACAUCCACACAGUGUUUCAGUGCAAAUCUGCAGAGUGCGUGUCAACUGUCAACUCAGAAGAAAACCUGUCAGUUUCAAAACAUCCUAUUUGUGACCCUGAAAGUUCAGGGCUGUUUCCACCGAAAAUGACCACUCGUGAUGCCUGCAGUGAGGAAGGAGCCGACGGACUGACCAGUGUGGAAAGAGAGCCAAGAGACUCAAGAGAAAAUCAGACAGGACUAGGCUCUCCGCACUUCUAUGAAGGCGCCGCCGCGUCCAUCAGCCACGAGCUCGUCAACGCUGCUCUGGCGGCUGGCUCCAGGGACAACAUCACCGUCAUGGUGAUACUUCUCAGCGGGACCGAGCAUCAGCUGCUGACAUAAAGGCUCUGGUUAUCCAGAGAAGAGAAGUACGGAGACAGUGCGGCAAUGAACCAGGUACCACGACAUCACAUCAAUACCACAUAAUUGUUAAGAAUGCAGUAAAGAAAAUAUAAAAGCAGAUUUCAGGUUACACAAUGCCAUUUAUACAUGUUCAUGUGAAAAAAGAGAAGAACCAGUACUUGC
Messenger RNA from Odocoileus virginianus texanus, 2704 nucleotides. NCBI's taxonomy places the organism in Eukaryota, Metazoa, Chordata, Mammalia, Artiodactyla, Cervidae. The record is from RefSeq and is a predicted model, not a curated record.